Molecule: messenger RNA, 321 nt
Organism: Arctia plantaginis
Lineage: Eukaryota; Metazoa; Arthropoda; Insecta; Lepidoptera; Erebidae
Source: the annotation of a GenBank genome assembly
AUGCCUCUCACGCCUGCUGAGAAGCAGAGACGAUACCGAGAACAGCGUAAAAAUAAUCUCGAAAAGGAAGCAGAAUAUAAAGGAAAUGAUCUAGAGAGAUACCAUGCAAGCAAAAACUUAGUUGGAGAUUUAACAACACGUUUUAACAUCGAGCAUUCAAAAAGAAAUGGCGAGACAAAUGCCAGUCCAGCCCCUUCAGACCAAGAUCAAGUGAUUCCAACGGCUUAUAAACGUUUGUCUACACCCCAGCUGUCUAUUUCCCGUGAAAAUACUCCCAAUUCCAUCAAAUUAGCAGCUACUCGCGGCAGAAAGCAAGUAUAA